Molecule: messenger RNA, 1938 nt
Organism: Homalodisca vitripennis (glassy-winged sharpshooter)
Lineage: Eukaryota; Metazoa; Arthropoda; Insecta; Hemiptera; Cicadellidae
Gene: dib
Product: cytochrome P450 302a1, mitochondrial
Exons: 11
Coding region: 309-1859 (516 amino acids)
Molecular function (GO): heme binding; monooxygenase activity; oxidoreductase activity, acting on paired donors, with incorporation or reduction of molecular oxygen
Source: RefSeq, a predicted model, not a curated record
UGGCUGCUACUUGUGCUUGGAGCAACUGCAGUGUAUGCAGUAUGCAUGUUCAUGAGCAGUAAUUACUGUACUUUACCUAUGUUAAAUAUCCAGUUUUUACUUUCUAUGAUGAGGAGUAUUUUGAAUAGUCACAGGGAUGUUCUCUAAAGUUGAAUCAAUAAAAAAAUGAUAUUUGUUUGGCUGAUUCCAGAUUGUAGAUAUGCUAGAGUAAAAGUGGUAAAAUUUAUUACAUGAUUGUACAUGAAGAAUUAAGCUCCAGUAACUCCACCCACACAGCUUGUACCAGUUAUUGAUAGGACCAAAGGACUAUGGAAAUUUUGCGCAAACUCAGCAAACACGCCUCAGUGCAUGGGCAACUAUCAGCAAGGUUCCUCAGUUGCCCUGUUAGACCAAGUGAUAAAGAGGUGAAGAUAAAUUUUAAUGCAACACCUUCAGAGGUAAAACCGUUUGACAGUAUACCAGGACCUAAAUCAUUUCCUGUCAUAGGAACUCUAUAUAAAUACCUACCUGUGAUAGGAGAAUAUCAGUUUGACCGUUUACAUAAGAAUGGUCUAAAAAAGCUACUUAAAUAUGGACCUUUGGUGAGAGAAGACAUAAUUCCUGGAGUCAAAGUGGUUUGGGUUUUCUCCCCAGAUGACAUAAAAAAGGUCUAUGCUUCUGAAGGACGAUACCCAUCACGACGGACCCACUUAGCUCUUAAGAAGUACCGGGAAGAUCGACCCCACAUAUACAAUAAUGGAGGUGUACUUCUCAGUGAUGGUGAGGAGUGGUGGCGGAUGCGCUCAGUGUUCCAGCGAAACCUCAGUAAACUCCAGGAUGUGCGUUUACACUUGCCUGUAACUGAUACAAUCAUGGAAGAAUUUAUCCAGUUUGUUACCAAAUCACCUGACAUUACAGACUUAGUGCCCAAGCUCUCCCGUUUGUAUCUGGAAUUGACAUGUAUGAUCGCAUUCUCCACUAGACUGCAAUGUUUCUCUGAAGCUGAGCAGGACCCUAACUCUAUCACAAGUCAGCUGAUGCAGGCUGCAUUUUCUGUUACCAGCUGUGUUCUAAAGACUGACAAUGGUCUGCAGUUGUGGCGAUACUGGCGUACACCAAUGUACCGCAAGUUGGAGAAAUCUGUUAAGAUUAUUGAGAAGAAAGCAAUUGAGCUGGUGGGGAAACUAAAACCUGGUGAAAACGUAUCUCUGGUCUCUCAAUACCUCACAUUUCCUGAGUUACAUAUAAAGGACAUUCACGCCAUGAGUGUUGAUAUUAUACUGGCUGGCGUUGACACUACAACGUACACUUCUUGCUUUGCCCUGUAUUAUCUGGCUACCAACCCUGAGAAACAGGAGAAACUGCAUCAGGAGGCACAUCAAUUGCUGCCCUCAUCACAGGACAUUGUGACUGCUGAUGUGAUUGAAAAAGCUCUCUACGCUCACUCAGUCGUCAAGGAGACUUUACGGCUCAGCCCUGUGUCAGUUGGGAUUGGCAGGGUAUUGCCGAAGGAUGUAGUCCUCUCUGGAUACGAUGUGCCUGCAGGGACAGUGGUUGUAACUCAGAACCAAGUAAUUUGUCGCCUAGAAGAAUUCUUCCCUCAACCAAAUGAAUUUGUCCCUGAGCGAUGGCUGAGGAAUACUCCAACUUACGUGCGUGCUAACCCUUAUCUAGUAUUGCCCUUUGGUCAUGGACCACGCGCUUGCAUUGCUAGACGCCUUUCUGAGCAGAAUCUACAGGUGCUACUACUAAAGUUGAUUCGAGACUAUAAAGUGACGUGGCAUGGAGGAGAAAAUCUCGGCGUCCGCUCUCUUCUCAUCAACAAACCUGACCAGCCUGUACUAAUCGGAAUGACCAGAAGACACAGCAGCUCCUCUUAAUUUCCUUACAGUACUAAUUUAUUCUUUUAAUAAAGAACAUUAUGACAAUUUUGUAUUUUAUAAUAAAAAUUUGAUUUUA